Messenger RNA from Thelazia callipaeda (thelaziosis nematode), 672 nucleotides. NCBI's taxonomy places the organism in Eukaryota, Metazoa, Nematoda, Chromadorea, Rhabditida, Thelaziidae. The record is from the annotation of a GenBank genome assembly.
AUGUGCAUCAAUGUUCAGCUCUUGUUGAUUUGGCGAGCAACUACAGUAACUCAUUCAGAUGCUGGGCUUGAAUUCAACAUUAAAUUUAUACUUCAGCGUCGACCGCGAUCUAAUUCAGUGGCAGAUACGACAUCCAUGUCAUCUUCAACUAAUCAUCGUAAUUCGCGUGGAGUCGUUGGUGUUGGUAGUACCCGAAAUUCUAGGGGGCGCGUUGGUAAUGAUAGUACAUCAGACUCAGAUGAUGAUGCGCCCAGUGCAAGAGUUGCGUUUCAUUCUGGCUCAUCUGCUGACGCACGUCAUCCUCCAAUAAGAUUCUCAAUAUCACAUCUACGAUCCCAUCGAGGCUCUCGGGAUUCAUCAGCACGUCGAUCGAUGCCUGUAUUGCAACUGUUAAAUCGCUUAGCUCAAGAUAUCAAAUGCCCAGUUUGCAAAAAAAUAGUACCCUCAGAUGAUGCUGAAGUCCAUCUAGUUAUGUGCCUAACCCGUCCAAAAAUAACAUAUAAUGAGGAUGAAUUGACUGAAGACAAAGGUGAAUGUUCAAUAUGCCUUGAAGAAAUGUCCUCUGGAGAUCGAAUCGCUCGUCUGCCUUGCUUAUGCAUUUAUCAUAAAAGUUGCAUCGAUGAGUGGUUUAUGCGCAAGAAUUGUUGUCCAGAGCACCCAGGUUAUGACUGA